AUGGGACUCAAGAGAUCGCCUAUGGGUAAUGUAGACAUUUUCUUGCGGUCUUUGGAAGAUAUGCUAGCUUUCCUAGUCAGUAGGGGAAGUACAAGUAAACUCAUGAUUGGUGGCGAUUUCAAUGCGGACUUUGACAUCACAACUGGCAAGUAUCGCACUGCUAUCCGAGAAGCAAAGAAGAGAAAAAACGAAGAACUCAUCGAGAGGUCUACCAAUAAGUGCAAGACUGCUUGGUCGGUAAUUAACUCAGCUGCUGGGAGGUCCACGCAGAAAAAUAUGUCAGCGCUAUCCCCUGAUGACUACAGCUCCUACUUCUCCACGGCGGUGGAAGAAAUCUGGAUUGAGUCUGCUGUUUCUCAGUUACCUGAGUCUCAGGGGGAUCAGUUCCGUUGUGAAGCUAGUAUUUUACUAAAGAAAAUUCCUACUCCUAAACCUAAUCUUAGUAAAGAGGAAACCAAAGCAGUAUCAGUCCUUGGGAAAGACGGUACUGUAAAGAUUUUGCCCGCGGAUAAAGGGAAUGCCACGGUAGUUCUUGAUACUUUGACAUACGAAGAAAAAAUGUUAGAAACUUUGCAAUCUGGCCAAUACACCCAAUUGAAAAAAGACCCCACAGAAACUUUCGAGCGUAAAAUCGCUAGUACUCUAAGAAAACACAAAAAGUUUUUUAGCGACAAACAAAGGACUCGGUUGACACCACACCAUUCCAAAAUUCCACACAUGUACGGGUUACCUAAGAUCCACAAACCUAACGUUCCUCUGAGACCAAUAGUUAGCUCCCGUGAUUCUGCUUGUAGGGAAUUGUCUAAAGUCCUUCUGGACAUUUUAAAGCCUUUAGUAGGAAACACUGAUUCGUUUAUCAAAAACUCCAAAGAUUUUGUAGAAAAGUCUAAAUCUAUCGUACUGGCUGAUACUGACAAGCUGGUCAGCUUCGAUGUUGAAAGUCUGUUUACGAAUGUCCCCGUUUCGGAAACCCUAAAAAUAAUUGAGACCCGUCUCACAAACGACGAUACUUUAGCAAACAGAACUAAACUCCCUGUUAACGUCAUAAUGGAACUUUUGGAGUUGUGUACUCAAUGUAACUAUUUCCAAUUAGAGGGUAAAUUAUACCGUCAAGAUGAGGGUAUGGCCAUGGGGUCACCAUUGUCACCUAUCUUUGCCAACAUCUUUAUGGAGGAGUUUGAGCAAAAAGCUUUGGCUUCAGCUCGGCUCAAACCGAGGAUAUGGUGGAGAUAUGUCGAUGACACUUUCGUGGUUUUCCCUCAUGGAGAUGAUAAAUUGAAUGAGUUUUUAGAGCAUCUUAAUAGUGUUUCAUCCUCCAUAAAACUAACCAUGGAGGUGGAAUCACAAAACAAACUCCCCUUUUUGGACGUGUGCGUAGAAAAGCAUUUGAACAGUCUUAGAACAUCUGUUUACAGAAAAAAGACACACACAGGGCAGUAUCUAAACUUUCAAUCAAACCACCAAAUUUCUGUCAAGGAGGGGGUUGCUUACUCUCUGUUUGACAGGGCUAAGAGCAUUUGCUCCAAUCAGGAUGAGUUAAAGGAUGAAAUUAAGAAAGUAGAACAGGAUUUGGAUAUUUUGUGCUACUUGGAGCGGCUGGCCCAGGUGUUUCGGUGGAAUUUUCGCGCCCCAGAAUGGGCUCUUACUGAGAAGGCCCCCUGCAUGCAACAGCCCACAGGCAGCGUAGAUUGUGGAGUGUACGACUGCUUGUACACAGACAGAGCAAAUCGCAACGGAGACGUCAGUGACGGAUCUGGGAGCGUUGGAUGGUGUUGCGUCGCGGAAGAGAAUGGCACCAGCUCUGCGAAGAUCGGAACUAAUUAG
Molecule: messenger RNA, 1824 nt
Organism: Macrosteles quadrilineatus (aster leafhopper)
Lineage: Eukaryota; Metazoa; Arthropoda; Insecta; Hemiptera; Cicadellidae
Exons: 5
Coding region: 1-1824 (607 amino acids)
Source: RefSeq, a predicted model, not a curated record